Molecule: messenger RNA, 6021 nt
Organism: Microtus oregoni (creeping vole)
Lineage: Eukaryota; Metazoa; Chordata; Mammalia; Rodentia; Cricetidae
Product: zinc finger protein OZF-like
Exons: 9
Coding region: 418-2229 (603 amino acids)
Biological process (GO): negative regulation of transcription by RNA polymerase II; central nervous system development
Cellular component (GO): nucleus
Molecular function (GO): RNA polymerase II cis-regulatory region sequence-specific DNA binding; DNA-binding transcription repressor activity, RNA polymerase II-specific
Source: RefSeq, a predicted model, not a curated record
CUCCUCUCAGCUCGGGGAAAAUUCGAAAGAAUAGACUUUCCGCCAUUGGCAUCACAUUUGAGACGCUGCAUCUUCCGAUCUCGGACGGGGCGAUUCUGUCUGCUGCAGCCGAGCUUUGGCCGAAAGGACUUCUAGAUCUUUACAGAACAGGAUAUUUUCUGUAUCCUUCCCUGCUCUGCUCAUGCCUACCACAGGAAUAGGACUUCCUAAUAAUUUGCUGAAAGAAUUAAAGAAUAAGCCAGACCUGAAAUAAACUUCCAGUACCUACAGUAAAUGAAAUAGAAGAGGACUCCAUAUAACCCUGUAUUAAGAGGAAUGGAGAUUGCCUCUGUCCACUUAGAUUCAUAAGCUGUCCCGAAGUGAUCUUGGCCUCAGGGAAGGGAGUGUUCAGGCACAUUUCACCAUCAGCAUCACGGGAUGGCAGCCAUUGAUUUGUCCCAUGGCCUUCUUUCUAGAGAGCCUAUCUACAUCUAUGAAGAAAACACAGAGGUAGAAGAGACAGUGACUGACAACCAGGCAAAUUGUUACCAGGAUUCAGUGACCUUCGAUGAUGUGUCUGUGGAAUUCACCCAAGAUGAGUGGACGUUACUGGACCUGACUCAGAGAAACCUGUACAGAGAGGUGAUGCUGGAGAACUACGAAAACCUGACCUCCGUAGGAUGUCAGUUCUUCAUUCCUAGUCCGACCCCCUGGUUAAAACAAGAAGAAGAGUUCGAGACGGUGGAAAUUACAGUUCCUCAACAAUUGGAAUUACAACCCGAUGAUUCAGAGCUUCCGGAUUACUUUAAGAUGCCAAGUUCCAGUGCAGUAGAAAUGGUAGCUGAUUCAGCCCUUCCUCAACAGUCAGGAAACCACAGUGAAGGUGACUUGUGUGACUCUAAGCCAUGUGGAGAAGUGCUGGGUGAACAAUUAUGCCUUAACCCAGAGGUGAGCAUGCAGAGCCAAGGAUACAGUUCUGAGUGUAACUGGUAUGGGAAAGACAUUCUUUCUUUGCUCAAGGAAACCUCUACUGGACAGAACAUUUCUGAGCUUAAUCAGUGUGGAAAAAUCUUCAGUCUGACGCCAAACAUCAUAUACCCGAGCACUAGCACAAAUGAGAAACCCUUUGAAUGCACAGACUAUGACACAGUCUUUUUUAAUCAGCCAUACUUUCAGGCAGAUAUGAGGCCUCAGAAUGGAGGAGAACCAUUUGACUGGAAUAAAUAUGGGAAUGGUUUUAUUCAUCCCACAAGCUUUGCUAUGCAUCUUCCAAUUCUCAAUGCAAGAACCCCCUACAAAUUUGAGGAAUGUGGAAAGGAUUUUCAAUAUUUUGCAUGCCUUAAUAAUCCCAUGGGAAUGUGCACUGGAGAAAAAUUCUGUGACUGCAAGGAAUGUUGGAAAGCCUUCACGGUUUCCUCACACCUAACUCAAUAUGUCUCAAUUCAUACUGAAGAAAAAUCCAAAGUAUGUAAGAUAUGUGGGAAGUCCUUUGCUAAUUUUUCUCGACUUUCUGCACAUGUAAAAACUCAUAAUGAAGAAAAGCCCUUUGUAUGCAAGGAGUGUGGAAAGGCCUUUAAAAAUAUGUCAUACCUUAAUGAUCAUGUUAGAAUUCACACUGGAAUAAAAUCAUACAAAUGUAUGGAAUGUGGGAAAGCCUUCCUUCGAUGGUCAGGCCUCACUGAACACAUAAGAGUUCACACUGGGGAAAAGCCUUACGAGUGUAAGGAAUGUGGAAAAACCUUUUCUAGAUCUACUCAGCUUACUGAACAUAUAAGAACACACACUGGAAUCAAACCUUAUGAAUGUAAGGAGUGUGGGAAAGCCUUCACUCAGUACUCAGGCCUUGCCACACAUGUACGAAUUCAUAGUGGAGAGAAGCCCUUUGAAUGUAAGGAAUGUGGGAAGGCCUUUACCAGGACCUCUGGCCUGAUUCAUCAUGUGAGAACUCACACAGGAGAGAAGCCUUUUGAAUGUGUUCAUUGUGGGAAAACCUUCAUAACUUCCUCCCAUCGCACAAAACAUUUGAAAAUUCACAGUGGCGAAAAGCCCUUUGUAUGUAAUGUAUGUGGGAAAGCAUUUAUAUAUUCCACAUCCCUUAACAUUCACAUGCGAACCCAUACUGGAGAGAAGCCCUAUAUAUGUAAACAGUGUGGGAAAGCAUUUGCUGUUUACUCACGUCUAAGGAAACAUAGCAGAGUUCACACUGAAGAGAAGCCCUAUCAAUGUGAGGGUAUGAGUGUUACUAUUUAGCCCAUCUGUUGCCACCUUUAAAUAUUGACAGUGACACCAAAGAUCAUCAAGUUAGUCUUAGCUGCUUUGUGUGGGUUAUAAUGGCUCACAUUGGCCUUAGACAUCAUCCUAAUUUUAUGAAAUAGGAUUAUUUAGGUGCCCCCUCAAACUUUUCUUCUUUUGGACAGUUUUGAGGAUUGACCUAGAAUAUCACACAUGCUAGGCAAGCACUCAAUCACUGAGCUACAUCCCUGGAACCUUUUCAUGAAUAUCUGAAUCUGAGCAUUUGUGGGUCAUAAAUGAGGCCAGUAUACAAGAUGGCCUCAUUCUGAUGCUUGACUCUUAGUGAUUAUAACAUUUCUAACUGCUAUGAAAUAAUGAAACAGAUUGGACCCUUUUGUGGGUUAGUGUCUUUUUAAUGUGAAAAUUCACAAGCCAAGGUAAUAUAGGACAAGUGUGGAUUGUGGAAAGACACAAUCCAGGCAACUACUUUGACCCCACUGAUUCCAGUAAGCAUCCCAAGAAUUAGUCCUCAUCCGUUCUUAGUAGCCAAUCUAUUUACAGAUUUAUUCCUGUGUUCCUUCAUAAAAUUCAGAAAGUACAUUCUAUCCUACCUUUUGGACCUGUUUCUGAUUGAAGUGGCAGUAACUUUGUUCUCAGUGUGGUUGAGAUUGAUAAUCUGAGGGCUUUAUGGAUGCUAGGUAAGUGCUCUGCUGCUAAGCUGCAUCCCUCGCUGGCUCUUAACAGAUUUCUCAGUUACUGUAAUGUGGGUUAGCUGAGAGUUUAACAACUCCCUCUUAGCUUCAGUGGUCUCUCCUUUUACAUUUUACUAAAAGUACUCAAGAGGAAUCAGGUUGUUCCUUUUGAAUUACAGCUGUCACAUAAAUUUCCAGUUUUAUCACAAUCUCUAGCUUCACACAAAUUACAAGAAUAACAGUUCUGCAUUGCAUAUGUAAUGUCUUUGUUACCAUUACACAUCACUGAUUAGUUUUUCUUCAUGUUCCUCCUUCCUAAGGGAGUCCUCACCAGAAUAACCUGUACCUAUCCCUCAAGUAGUUUUUAAGCUACUUGUAUCUGUUUUAAGUAUGUUUUACUGCAAUGCCUCAGUAUCAUAAAACACCAUAGCCAGCACUGGCAAAAUGGCUCAGAAGGUAAAUGUGCUUUACCUGGUUUAAAUGAAAUCAGGAACUGAGUUCGAUCCCAGGACCCUGUCUUGUGAAAGGAGAGAGAGCUGCCGCAAGUUGUCCUCUGCUUGUACAUGCAUGCCACAGCUUUCACACACAUCACACAGAACAGCAGAAAUCAAGGUCUGCACAUUCACUCUAAAAGAAUGGUAUGGGGUCCGCAUGACGUUUUCGUGUAUCUAUGUAUUACUGUAUGUUCUCAUUAGCUCACCACUUUCUGGAUAAAAUUUUAGGGCUGUGGAUUUAGCUCAGUGGUAAAAGUCCUUGCCUAGCAUAUGCAAAGCUAGUUUUUAUCUCCAGCCCUGGACAGAUAAUGUAAAGCAAAUUAUUUCCUCAUACAAGAAGAGCAUGGGAGCUAGUGAAUGGUUCAGAGGGAAAAGCUCUUGCCAUGCAAACUUGAGGACCAGAAUUUGGAUCCUGUAAUUCCAAUGCUUGGGAAACAAGAUGGGAACGGAAUCCUCAUGUGAUUUAGGUAACUAGGUUACUUGAAUCCAUGAGCUUCAGUGCAGCAAGAGACCCCGCUUCAAUAAAUAAAAUGGGAAGUGAUUGGGGACACCUGAUAGUAUCUUCUGGCUUUCACAUGCCACAUGCAAAUGUGUAAACACACCAGCAUGCACAUACACACACAUUAAAAAUAAUAGCAUGCUUGACUCUGGUGCAGACUCGUCCUGGCAUGCGAUCACUUUGACAUGACAAAGCCUGAGAUGAGGCUUUUUUCCUCUUCUGAUAAGAUUGCAGCCUUGUUGGGUGAGGUUUCCACUUAUUACCCUCGACUAUCAAAUGAAAUUCUAAAGACCCUACCUGGACAAUCAUGUGCGGUGUAUAUUUAACCAGAAUUUGAGAGGGUCAACAGUACAUAUAGAUUCUUUUGAUUUACCAGAUAGGUAGUCAUAUCUGUAGAUAAUAAUGGUAUUUUUUUUCUAUUUUAGUUGUUUUUUUUUUUUUUUUACAGAAAUGAGUAUGAUGUCCAGGACACUAGUGAAAGUAGUAAAAGCAUAUUUUUCUGUAGAAUUAUAAUGAUAUAUGCUCUCCAUUAUACUGAUUUGCUUAUUAGAUAGAAGGGUUUUUUUAAUAUCUGAAUUUUGCAUAAUGAUUUUAUAGUAUUUCUUUAUUUGUGAAGUAAAAUUCCUCUUGGAUUCAUGAAUUGCUUUUCCUAUGUCCUCUGUGAUGACCAUACUCAUUUGCUGGUAAGAGUAAAGUACCUAGGAUUUCCUUGGUUCAUAAUGCCUAAUAAAUACUGGAAUGAGUAAAAGGACUCUAAAAUAAAGGCAGUCAUUUAUUAAUAGUGAUGAUAUAUUAGUUGUUUUAUAUUAACCUUAAAUUCCUAGAUGUAUCCAACUUGGACAUAAGGAUCAUUUUUGUUUUGUAUGAUUGCUGGGGACUCAAACAAACCCAGGACUAGCAAGCACUCUGCCACUGAGCUACAAUUUAAGCCAUUUAUUCACAUAAAGAUUAUCAUAGCUAUCCUUGAGUAACAUUGCAUAUAAGUCCUCCUUGUGCAAGAAGAAAUGGAGUAUGGAACAGGUAGAGUGCCUGUUUAGCAGUGUUCAAGACCCUCAGUCCUCAGCACCACUAAAACAAACUUUACAGCUAAAAACCUGUAGAUUAGAACAGUGUCAUAUACUACAGUGAAGUGUAUUCCUCACUUUUCUAAAUCCCCAAUUUGUUGAGUUCUCCUGAGCUAGAAUAAUUGAUACUUUUGGGUACCUGUAUUCUGUCUUCUUAAAUUCUUCGGAAUCUUUUAUGUUUAUAGGACACCUAAUAUUUACACUAUAAUUUAAAAUCUUCUUGAGUAUAUUUUUCUUAGGUGUGCUUUCAUUUUGACAUAUGAAACAAAAAUUUAUUUUUUCUUGUAUUCCUAAUAUUUCCUGGUUGUAUAACUAACUUUACUUUGAGUCUAUCUUCAUUCUGCAGUGAUUUCUUUGUAUUUACAUUGAGUUAACCUUGAAAGUAUCCAGUAUUCUUUUGGCCUGUAUCUGUCUCAAGCAGAGUGUGUUGACACACUCUGUAAUCUUAGGGAUUGGAAGCCAAGGCAGGAGGAUCACAGAUUUAAGGGUAGUUUGAGCCUAGGCUACUUUGUGAAACACUGUUUUAAAAAUACAAAAGCCCUGAUUAAAACAGAAAAAACAAAACCAAAUGCAACCAGAGGUGGAGUUGGGGGCCUGAUAAAUAAUUUGGGAGGGCAAAAUUGUCUUGAAAUAUUUAAACUUUCUGAUAUAGUUUUUAUUCCAUUGACUCUGGUAGGUAUUUACAUGGCUAUAUAUAAGCUUUCUUUUUGUAUCCUUAGUUACAAAAAUUUUGGGGGGGGGGUGCUAAGAUUCAAACUUAGGGCUUUGCACAUGCUAACCACUGACUUAUAUCCCAGUUGUAGAUGUCUUUUAUACAUACUUUAGUUGAAGUUUAAAACUCUGAAUACUUGAAAAAUCCAGAUUAACAAUUCUUUUUAGACCAUUAUGUAUAAUGCAAUUAGUAACAAAUUGGAAUUUUAGCAACUUGUUUUUCUUCUGUAUUUGUUGCAUGUACCUUCUCUUUGUAAUGAUGUUUUCAUUGAAAUUUUACCCAGUGCUUGAAAUUUAUGUACUCCAUUUGCUUUUAGUUGCUAUUCUAAAACAUUAAAUUCAGUUUUAAA